GGAGAGCGCAGUCGCCCUGCUGGCUCAGGAGGACAAGGCGCCGAGAACCAGGCUCAGGGACCCAGUGUGCGCAGCCCAGGCGAGUCCGGGCGCGCCCCAACAGCCCUCCCCACCUGCCAUCUCUCCUCUGACCUGAAGCUCGGGUCCUCCGCUGCCUCCCGCUCCGUCCCGGCCCCGCCCCACCUCGGGUUGCCGGGACCGCGAGCCGGGACGCUGGUGCGGCAGCUGGGGGCAAGUAAGAAGGGCCCGGAGUCUCCAUCCCCAGCUCGUGACAGCGCUAAGCAUCUAGGCCCCACAUCAAUCCGGGGUACGUCAAGGCCAGCGGCGUGAUGGCGGAGAAGGCACUGGAGACCGUGGGCUGUGGACUAGGACCCGGGGCUGUGGCCAUGGCCGUGGCUGUGGCGCUGGAGGACGCGGCGGAGCCCUCCGUGCUGACCACGCACCUGAAGAAGGUGGAGAACCACAUCACGGAAGCCCAGCGCUUCUCCCACCUACCCAAGCGCUCAGCGGUGGACAUUGAGUUCGUGGAGCUAUCCUAUUCAGUGCGGGAGGGGCCCUGCUGGCGCAAACGCGGUUAUAAGACGCUCCUCAAGUGCCUAUCCGGUAAAUUCUGCCGCCGGGAGCUCAUUGGCAUCAUGGGCCCCUCAGGGGCUGGCAAGUCCACAUUCAUGAACAUCUUGGCAGGAUACAGGGAAUCUGGAAUGAAGGGGCAGAUCCUGGUCAAUGGGAGGCCUCGGGAACUGAGGACUUUCCGCAAGAUGUCCUGUUACAUCAUGCAGGAUGACAUGCUGCUGCCACACCUCACAGUGUGGGAGGCCAUGAUGGUCUCUGCUAACCUGAAGCUGAGUGAGAAGCAAGAGGUGAAGAAGGAGCUGGUGACGGAGAUCCUGACGGCACUGGGCCUGAUGUCCUGCUCCCACACGAGGACAGCCCUGCUUUCGGGAGGACAGAGGAAGCGACUGGCCAUCGCCCUGGAGCUGGUCAACAACCCGCCUGUCAUGUUCUUCGAUGAGCCUACCAGUGGUCUGGACAGCGCCUCCUGUUUCCAAGUGGUGUCCCUCAUGAAGUCCCUGGCCCAGGGGGGCCGUACCAUCAUCUGCACCAUCCACCAGCCCAGUGCCAAGCUCUUUGAGAUGUUUGACAAACUCUACAUCCUGAGCCAGGGUCAGUGCAUCUUCAAGGGCGUGGUCACCAACCUGAUCCCCUAUCUGAAGGGGCUUGGCUUGCACUGCCCUACCUACCACAACCCGGCUGACUUCAUCAUUGAGGUGGCCUCUGGCGAGUAUGGAGACCUGAACCCCAUGCUGUUCAGGGCUGUGCAGAAUGGGCUGUGUGCCAUGGCUGAGAAGAAGAGCAGCCCUGAGAAGAACGAGGUUGCCGCCCCCUGCCCCCCUUGCCCUCCGGAAGUGGAUCCCAUUGAAAGCCACACCUUUGCCACCAGUACCCUCACACAGUUCUGCAUCCUCUUCAAAAGGACCUUCUUGUCCAUCCUCAGGGACACGGUCCUAACCCACCUGCGAUUUGUGUCCCACGUGGUGAUUGGUGUGCUCAUUGGUCUCCUCUACCUGCACAUCGGCGACGAUGCCAGCAAGGUCUUCAACAACACCGGCUGCCUCUUCUUCUCCAUGCUGUUCCUCAUGUUCGCUGCCCUUAUGCCAACUGUGCUCACCUUCCCUUUAGAGAUGGCUGUCUUCAUGAGGGAGCAUCUCAACUACUGGUACAGCCUCAAAGCGUAUUACCUGGCCAAGACCAUGGCCGAUGUGCCCUUCCAGGUGGCGUGCCCAGUUGUGUACUGCAGCAUCGUGUACUGGAUGACAGGCCAGCCAGCUGAGACCAGCCGCUUCCUGCUCUUCUCAGCCCUGGCCACCGCCACUGCCUUGGUGGCCCAGUCUUUGGGGCUGCUGAUUGGAGCUGCCUCCAACUCCCUACAGGUGGCCACAUUUGUGGGCCCAGUUACCGCCAUCCCUGUCCUCUUGUUCUCCGGUUUCUUUGUCAGCUUCAAGACCAUCCCCACUUACCUGCAAUGGAGCUCCUACCUCUCCUACGUCAGGUAUGGCUUUGAGGGUGUGAUUCUAACCAUCUACGGCAUGGAGAGAGGACAAUUGACCUGCUUAGAGGAGCGCUGCCCUUUCCGGGAGCCAGACAGUAUCCUCCGAGCGCUGGAUGUGGAGGGUGCCAAGCUCUACAUGGACUUCUUGGUCUUGGGCAUCUUCUUCCUGGCCCUGCGGCUGUUGGCAUACCUUGUGCUCCGGUACCGGGUCAAAUCAGAGAGAUAGAGAUUCACCCUGGCCUGUGCCCCAGCCCCCACAGCAGGAAGCUCCCAGCCCCAGCCCUUUGGGACUGUUUUAACCUUGUCGACUUGGGCACUGGUUGCUGGUACAGCCGCCCUCCCCUCUCUUGGCUCCUUCACAGGCUGACUGUCAGACUGCGCUCCCAGCCGUGGCCCUGGGAGUGGGGGCUCCAGCCCUCUGUGCUGUGCCCAGGAGUCUUCCCAAGUUGAUGUGGUUUGUGGCUUUCUCCCUUCUCUCUCCAACAUCUGCAUGCAAAGACCACUAGGAGGUUAUCACCCUCCUUCCUGCCCUCUGCCAACCUCCUCCGUUAUCUGCCUAGGAGCCCCAGGCUCUCCAGGCCCCCACAUACAACUGACCAAAGUGGCCCCCUCUGGGAGUUCCCACCACACAAGUGUUUGUAAAUUGGGCUAUUACAAGGUUGGGGUUUCCGGGCUGGGCCCUGGUGGGGUCCCCUGAAAGUCCCAUUUGGACAUUGCAAUGGAGUAGGGGAGGACUCUGGAAGUCUCUCCCUCCUCCUCACCUUCUCCCCACCCCCACACCCUGUCUGAUUUGGCCAAUCUGCUGGGACAGAAGCUGGGUUUUCUGUCUGGGUCAUCCCUUCCAAUUCUGGGGAUUGGAGAGGCCUGGGGCUGUGGGAUGCCCCCUCUCCCUCCCCAUCACCUUUUGGUGGGGGUAGGGCCUGGUGGCACCUCUGCAAUAAUGUCGGUGUUUCUUUCCCACCUGCCACUGGAAUUAGAGAAUGCACUUUAUUCUCGGGGGUGAGUGAGGGAAGAACCAAGCCUCCUUUCUCGCUGCUCCUGCCGCAUGGUCCGGUCCUGCAGUGCUCCUUCCCCUCUCUGGGAUUACAGGCACAUACAUGAGAAUAAGCAAUCUCAGCCCUACACACUCUCACUGUCCCCUGUAGCUCAGAGGAAGAGUGAUGGUAGUGGUGGUGGGUGCUGGAGGGGGGCAGUGCUAACCUCCUCCUGGGGGUCCCCGCUUUGACAGUAAGGAUUAAGGUGGUACUGCCCAGGGCAUCUUCCAGAUCUGCAGGUGUCUACUCCCCCCCCCCCCCCGUUUUUGCUCUCUCCCAAACCCGGGGUGGCACAGGGUCCUAGCUCCCUGGAGUUCAGGACCUAACACAAGCACAAGCAUGGGCAUAAGUUGGCCUUGGCCACUGCCACCCCAUGGCCCUUCUUUUGUGUGUUAAGCUGGCAUUCUCAUUCCUCCACCCCUUCCUCAGCCACUUGCUACUCAUUUAAACUCCUGCCCAUGUCUCUCUAUCCCCUUCCCAUCAGCCAAGAUGGCCCCUGGGCACGCCCUGGGCAGCAUACCCUGGGCACCAUGGUGACAAACACACCUGGGGCAUGUCUGGCUUUCCUGGUUGGUACACGUCCAUUCAACCUCUGAUUUCUCCUUCCCCCGGGGCUCUUUUCCACCUUAUUCCUGGGCACAUACCUCUAUACCUUCCCUCUCCGACACAGAGUCUUCCCAUCACACUGAAUGCCAGUUGUAUUUGUGGGAUUUCACUCAUUAUUAAUAAAACCUAUAUUUAUACAGUAUGAAGUGUGUAAA
This is a messenger RNA of Rhinolophus ferrumequinum (greater horseshoe bat), 3845 nucleotides long. It is a transcript of the gene ABCG4, whose product is annotated as ATP binding cassette subfamily G member 4. Lineage: Eukaryota; Metazoa; Chordata; Mammalia; Chiroptera; Rhinolophidae. Gene Ontology annotation, cellular component: plasma membrane. The transcript has 15 exons. Bases 330 to 2276 code for a protein of 648 amino acids. The record is from RefSeq and is a predicted model, not a curated record. Gene Ontology annotation, molecular function: ABC-type transporter activity; ATP binding; ATP hydrolysis activity.